This is a messenger RNA of Ostrinia furnacalis (Asian corn borer), 1272 nucleotides long. RefSeq lists its product as uncharacterized. The coding region runs from base 46 to 1197 and encodes 383 amino acids. Lineage: Eukaryota; Metazoa; Arthropoda; Insecta; Lepidoptera; Crambidae. The record is from RefSeq and is a predicted model, not a curated record. The transcript has a single exon.
AGCAAGAGUCAAGGCUUGAGGAAGAUCAAACCAGAACCGUUCAUAAUGUCAGAACCUCAUACCAUUUGUGACGUAGACCAUACUUUCUACAAAAUAAUAGAAGGCAGGCCUCUACGACAAUUCGACGACAUCAAAGUUUACAUGAGAAAUAUCAGAGACAUAACCUUAUUCAAAGCCAACGCCGCGUACUUGAAGGACCAAAUCAUUCAAGUGGACACAUCUUUCGCAUUCGAAAACGCCGAGCAUAAAGCAAUUGAUCGGUUGUUCUGGAAAGUUAAAGAUUAUUUCGUACAAUUCGCAAAAGAGAGUUACACAACAGCCAAGAAUAUACAAAAAAUAGCUGAGGACAAAGCACGUCAAUUAGAAGCCGCGACAGAGGAGCUGGAGGCCCUUUGUUUUAAUUUCGUGGCAGUUAGAAAUAAGUUGGGUGUUAUUAUUAUAAAUUUCGAAACGCUAUCGAAGUAUCGACAGUUUCUCAAUAAUUUAUCACCGGCUGCGUGGCGCGAAAAAUACGAUCAACAGUACGAGGAAACCAAGAGCCUUGUGUCUGCCAAAGAAUCGGAUUACAAAACUAGCGCUACAAUGCUCAAAGAUAUAGCGCCGAAAUUAUUUUUCACUAGACCGAGACAAAUGAGCAUCAUUUUCGACAACUUGAGCCGACAAUGUUUAUCGUAUAUGCAAAUUGACGUAUUCGCUUCAAGCUUAUUGGCAUCCGUGAUGAAAAGCAGAGAUUACCUCAAAGUGCAAGUCAUGGAGGAGAUAGAUGAAUUGCAAGACUUGGUCGAAACGUACAGAGGGUACGUUGAAUUCAUGGAAGGAAAGGAGCAAGAAGCCAAAGUCAAGUUUGAGAGAGUGCUAGAAAACGAAUUCCAAACAUUGUACGCUUCGUAUGACGCCAGCAAACUGUUUACUUGUCUCCAGUACACGAACACUCAAGUGUUCCACGGCCCGGAAGAUCCUAAGGACAGCAUAAUGACGUUGAUGCUCCACUUGGAAAGAGAUUACAUGGAAUUAUCUUCCGGACUAGAUGAUUUAAAUCUGGAGGUUGUCAAACAAGCGACAAGCGAAUUUUUCUCCGAAGAUUUGAAAAUGAUGAAACGGGCGCACAAAGCGCAAAGAGAUUUAAAGGAAUGUGAUAUACUAAACAAGGCUUUGUAUACGAGCUUCGAGCCACCGAGAUGGAAAUGUAAGAAAUGAGCGACAGGUAAAGUCUGAAUUCGAUGUAAAUGUAAGCAAAAGUUUCAAUCGGGAGAUUGGAAGCUGGUAAUUACA